Molecule: messenger RNA, 1780 nt
Organism: Rattus rattus (black rat)
Lineage: Eukaryota; Metazoa; Chordata; Mammalia; Rodentia; Muridae
Gene: Zfp57
Product: ZFP57 zinc finger protein
Exons: 5
Coding region: 225-1442 (405 amino acids)
Biological process (GO): regulation of DNA-templated transcription
Source: RefSeq, a predicted model, not a curated record
GGAACGCGCCCAACCCUUUGUGGGGCUGUGGUCUGAGGCAACGGCUCAGAAGACGAGCACCGGGGACGGCGGGGCUGCCGAGCCCCGAGUAGGGCUGUCGAACGCGGGCUUCCUGGACCAGAAAAGAACAAUCAGAUUUCUAGAAGUGGGCACCAACAAAUAGUGGCUAGAAGCAGUCUGGAGUAGAAGUCAAACACCUAGGACCAGCCUGGCAUUCCCAAACAAUGGCAGCUAAGAAACAGUCUAAGUCUGCCAAGGCGUUAAGGACAACAGUCAGAUAUGAGGACGUGGCAGUGUCUUUCACCCAGGAAGAAUGGGAAUGUCUGACUUCUACACAGAAGACCCUUUACCAGAAAGUGAUGUCAGAAACCUUCAGGAACCUGACAUUUGUGGAGAGCAAGAAGAAAUCUCAAGAACCUAACCCAAAUCUGAAAGAUAAGGAUGAUGAUAAGUCCUCCACUUGCACAGGGGUAUUCAAAGGUGGACCAUUAUUUUUCUGUCUCACCUGUGGCAAAUGUUUCAAAAAGAACACCUUCCUCUUUAGUCACCAGUUUCCUGUGAGGUCCCGGAAGCUGACAGUCACGAAGCCGCAAAGCCGCAAAGCCCUCGGUCAUAAGCCCCAGCAUCGUGGAGACAGGCCUUUCUUUUGCAAUCUCUGUGGCAAGACUUAUCGUGAUGCUUCUGGACUGAGCCGUCACCGACGUGCUCACAUAGGUUAUAGGCCCCGUUCCUGCCCUGAGUGUGGAAAGUGCUUCCGGGAUCAGUCUGAGGUCAACCGCCACCUGAAGGUACACCAAAACAAGAAGCCAGUGGCUGGCAGCCACCUGAAAGUACAACAAAACAAGCCAGUGGCUAGCAACCAGAAGCAGAAGGGUAGGGUUCCACCUACAACACGUGAAUCCCCAGCGCUAGCCCUCAGGCAUCUGAAAGUGAUCCAGGGACCAGUGGCCAGGGCUAAGGCACGGAGCAGCAGAGCUUCAUCCCUGGAGGUCAGAUCCACCUCAGUUACAGUGGCCCGCCCAAGAGAAAAGGUCUAUUGUCCCUAUUGCCGGACCACUUUUACCAUGAGAACCUGUCUCUUGAACCACCUCAAGAUCCACUUCCGGCGUCAACCCAACCAGCACUUCUGUUGCAAAGAGUCCCACUCGUCCACACUCAGGAUGCAAAAGAUCUACAAUUGCCCCAUCUGCGACAGCGCCUUUAGGGGGAAGGAGAGCCUGCUGAAUCACUUGUGCUCCCGACGACCAAUCAGGCUCAGUAAAUGCUGGGAAAUCCUGGGUCAUCUGCUUGGCUAUCUUCGCGAACCCUUGGGAAAUAUUUUUAAAGUAAGGGAAUCCAGGAAGAGAAGACGGAAACGCAUAAGCAGUGAUAGUUCUGAAACAGAAGAGCCGUCUGGGAGUGAUGAGGUGAUGGAGGUUGACACCGACUCUGACCUCUCCUGAGUUUGAACCCUGAGACCCCUGUGGCAGAAGGAAAAACCUAAUUCUUGGCUUCACACAUGCCCGUGCACGACCCCCUCUCCCCACCUCACAGAAUAAAUACAAUUUUUAAAACUAAAAGAAGUGAGGGUGGGGUCUAACUGAGGUCUUGUAUUUGGUUUUUCCUGAAGAUCGACCUCUGGCAUCAGGAGGCUUGAGCAAGGAGAAGAGUGGAUGAUGAAGGAAAGAGACAAGGAAAGAAAAAGAAGUGUGCACAAAGAAACUUGUAUUAUUAUUAAUUAGCACCUAGCUUGUUUGUGUCUGAUACACCACCAAGUAGUAAUUGUUGAAAAAACAAACAA